AUGGUUCGCCAACUCACCUCGACCUCGGAGCUGGACGAGGUCUUUGCCAGCAACACAUACGUCGUCGUUGAUUUCUUCGCCGACUGGUGUCCUCCCUGCAAGGCCAUCGCCCCUGUUUUCGAGCAGCUGAGCGGCAAGCAUGCGCUGCAGGGACAGCUCGAGUUUGUCAAGGUCAACGUCGACCACGCCAAGGACGUGGCGGUCCGCUACCGAAUCUCGGCGAUGCCGACCUUUAUGUUCUUCAAGAACGGAAAGCAAGUCGCCGUCAACUCGCAGGCCAUGCUGCAAGGGGCCGACCCCCAAGCCUUGGGUGCCGCCGCCGAGAAGCUGGGUGGGCUGGCCAAGGCGAAAGCCGACGAGGCCGCAUCGGCACAGUGA
This is a messenger RNA of Drechmeria coniospora, 378 nucleotides long. RefSeq names its product putative thioredoxin-like protein. Lineage: Eukaryota; Fungi; Ascomycota; Sordariomycetes; Hypocreales; Ophiocordycipitaceae. The coding region runs from base 1 to 378 and encodes 125 amino acids. The record is from RefSeq and is a predicted model, not a curated record. The transcript has a single exon.